Fukomys damarensis (Damara mole-rat) is the source of this 6712-nucleotide messenger RNA. RefSeq names its product dispatched RND transporter family member 2 (gene Disp2). The record is from RefSeq and is a predicted model, not a curated record. The coding region runs from base 562 to 4428 and encodes 1288 amino acids. The transcript is spliced from 9 exons. Lineage: Eukaryota; Metazoa; Chordata; Mammalia; Rodentia; Bathyergidae.
CGGACAGACGCAGACCCCGGACAACGACAAACGGACAGGAAGAACGACCCAUCUUGAACAGAAGCCCAACAACCGCUGGGGAGGAGAGGAGGACGCCAAGAGGAGCCGAGGGAACUGCGGGAGCCAGAGCGCCCAGCUCCCCCUCCCCUCAGCGGGCCACAAACGCCGCCAUAGUGACAGCGAGCCCCUGGCCCUUUGCGACGGCGCCGCUGGAAGCUUCGGGUCCCGCCCACCACGGUCUCGCGUUCAUUGGCUAAACUCCCCAUCGGCUCCGCCCAGCGACAGGCUGCUGGUACUGACGCGUGCGCACGAGCUCGCCGCUGCCGCUGCUUCAGCACCAGAGCUCGGACAGCGGCGCCGCCCACGGGCAUGGACGGUGGUAGAGUAGCCGCAGCUGCUGCAGCAAUCCGUCUUCUAGCUCGCGUUCGAAAGGGGAGCUGCGGCCCAAGGUUGAUCUUUUAGGCCUAAACAGCAGCUCCCCAGACAGGUAGGAAGGACCUCACCGCAGAGCCGGUUCGAAGAUCUUCUCAGCACCCCUGCUCCAGGCCCCAGACCAAGGCCAUGGCCCCUGAGGCAAGCCCAGAAAGAAGCUGCUCCCUCCACAGCUGCCCCCUGGAGGACCCUUCUGGCUCUUCAGGACCUGCACCUACAUCCACCCUCCAAGCUCUAGACCCAUCUGGCCCGUUAGCCCCGGGCCAUUUCGCCUAUCCUCGAGCACCUCAAGAAUACCAAGAAGGCAGCUCAUUACUAGGGACUGGAGACCAGGCAGCUCUGUGCUCCCACAGCUCCAAUCGAAGUCCUUCUCCAGCCUCUUCCCAGCGUGACGGGGUCUGGAAGCCACCGUCUGUACAGCGUCAUGUGGUCAGUGUCAGGCAGGAACGAGCCUUCCGGAUGCCAAAGAGCUUCUCCCAGCUGAUUGCUGAGUGGCCAGUGGUCGUGCUGCUUGUGUGCCUGGCUGUCUUCCUCCUCUGUGCCCUGGCUGGACUGCUGGGGAGCCAGCUGCCUGACUUCUCCAAUCCUUUACUGGGCUUUGAGCCUCGGGACACAGACAUCGGGCGGAAGCUAGAGGUCUGGAAAGCACUUCAGGCCUUCACAGGCCCCAAGAAACUGCUUUCCCUUUCCCCAGACCUCGAGCCAAACAGCUCGAACUCCUUCGGCACUCUGAGCCCUGCAGCCUGGGGCAGGGCCCAGGAGAGCCUGGUCCGGGCACGCAGGAUGGUGGAGCCUAUGGAGGACAAAGGGCAGGACAGCUUCUUCUGUGGCGCUCCUGAGAAGAGCUACGCAAAGCUGGUGUUCGUGUCCACCUCGGGGGGCAGCCUGUGGAACCUGAAUGCCAUCCAUUCCAUGUGCCGGAUAGAACAGGAGCAGAUCCGUGCCCAUCCCCGCUUUGGGACUCUGUGCCAGCGUACAGCAACCAACGAGUGCUGCCCCAGCUGGUCCCUGGGCAACUACCUGGCUGUGCUCUCCAACCGCUCCUCCUGCCUGGACACCACCCCUGGCGAUGCAGCCCGAGUGCUGGCCCUGCUGCGGGCCUGUGCCCCCUACUACCAUCGCGGCGUCCUGGUGCCCUCUUGUCUGGGAUCUGGGCAGGACAAGUCCCCACACUGCGCCCAGGUUCCCACCAAGUGCUCCCGGAGCAGUGCCAUCUACCAACUCCUGCAUUUUAUGCUAGACAGGGACUUUCUGAGCCCCCAGACUGCUGACUACCAGGUGCCCUCCCUCAAGUUCAGCCUGCUCUUCCUGCCCACCCUGAAGGGGGCCUCCAUGAUGGAUAUCUACCUGGAUGGCCUGGCUGAGCCCCGGCUGGUCUCUGACAACUACACGUCCAUCAGUGGCAUGGACCUGGGCAUCAAGCAGGAGCUGCUGAAGCACUACCUGGCCCUGGACACAAUGUACCCGCUGCUGGCACUGACUGCCAUCUUCUUCAGCAUCACUCUCUAUCUGCGCUCGCUCUUCGUCACUGUUAUGGUGUUGGUGGGCGUGCUGGGCUCCCUCCUGGUGGCCUUCUUUCUCUACCACGUGGCCUUCCGCAUGGCCUACUUCCCCUUCGUCAACCUGGCAGCAGUGGUCCUGCUCAGUAGCGUCUGCGUCAACCACACCCUCAUCUUCUUCGACCUGUGGCGCCUCAGCAAGAGCCAGGUGCCCUCCGGGGGGCUGGCACAGCGUGUGGCCCGCACCAUGCACCACUUUGGCUACCUGGUGCUGGUAUCCGGCCUCACCACUGGGGCCGCCUUCUACGGCAGCUACCUGAGCCGCCUGCCCACAGUGCGCUGCUUCGCGCUCUUCAUGGGCACGGCUGUUCUGGUGCACAUGGUGAUCACGCUGGCCUGGCUGCCCGCCUCGGUCGUGCUGCAGGAGCGCUACCUGGCCGCGCUGGCGGCAGGGGGCGCUUACAUCGGCGGAGUCAGCCCACGCCUGCAGCUGCCCAUCCUGCUCCCUGCCGGCGGCCAGGUCUUCCGGCCUAGCCACCCGUUCGAGCGCUUCGAUGCCGAGUACCGCCAGCAGUUCCUGUUCGAGCAGCUGCCUGCGGAUGAGGGCGGCCACUUGCCAGUGGUCCUGGUGUGGGGGGUGCUGCCGGUGGACACGAGUGACCCUCUGGACCCGCGCAGCAACAGCUCCCUGGUGAGCGACCCCGACUUCAUGCCCAGCAGCCCCGACGCCCAGCAGUGGCUGCUGUCCCUGUGCCAUGGAGCCCGCAAUCAGAGUUUCUUCGGCUCGCAGCCACAGGGCUGGCCCACGCUGUGCUUUGUGGAGGCCCUGCAGCAGUGGAUGGAGAGGCCGGCCUGCGCUCGCGUGGGGCCCGACCUCUGCUGUGGUCAGCCCGACUUCCCGUGGGCGCCAGAGCUUUUCCUGCACUGCCUCAAGAUGAUGGCCCUGGAGCAAAGCCCUGACGGCACCCGUGACCUGGGACUCCGCUUUAAUGCCCACGGCAACCUGGCUGCGCUGGUCCUGCAGUUCCAGACCAACUUCCCCUACAGCCCUGACUAUGGCCAGGUCCACCACUUCUACACCGAGGUCAGCCGAUGGCUGGCAGCCGAGCUGGGUAGGGCACCUUCAGGCCUUCGCCGCGGGUGGUUCACCAGCCGUCUAGAGCUGUACAGCCUGCAGCACAGCCUGAGCACCGAGCCCGCGGUCGUGCUGGGCCUGGCUCUGGCUCUGGCCUUUGCCACACUGCUGCUGGGCACCUGGAACGUCCCCCUCAGCCUGUUCUCUGUGGCAGCUGUGGCCGGCACGGUGCUGCUCACCGCGGGACUCCUCGUUCUGCUUGAGUGGCAGCUUAACACUGCUGAGGCCCUCUUUCUCUCUGCCUCCGUGGGCCUCUCUGUGGAUUUCACCGUCAACUACUGCAUCUCCUACCACCUGUGCCCACACCCAGAUCGCCUGAGCCGCGUGGCCUUCUCGCUGCGCCAGACCAGCCGCGCCACGGCAGUGGGGACAGCGGCCCUGUUUGCGUCCGGUGUACUCAUGCUUCCUGCAACGGUCCUGCUCUAUCGAAAGCUGGGCAUCAUACUCAUGAUGGUCAAGUUUGUCAGCUGUGGCUUUGCCAGCUUCUUCUUCCAGUCUCUGUGCUGUUUCUUUGGACCAGAGAAGAACUGUGGACAGAUCCUCUGGCCCUGUGCCCACCUGCCAUGGGAUGCCGGAACUGAGGACCCUGAGGAGGAGAAGGCACGAUCAGGGCCGGUGGCUCCUGGGUCCUGCUCAGAGCAUUAUGAGCUUCAGCCCCUGGCACGGCACCGGAGCCCCAGCUUUGAUACCAGCACAGCCACCAGCAAGCUGUCCCAUCGGCCCUCAGUCCUCUCGGAGGAUCUGCAGCUACACGAUGGUAACUGCUGUGCUCGGCCCCCACUUGCCCCUGCAUCCCCAAGGGAUCUGCUCCUGGAUCACCAGGCAGUCUUCAGCCAGUGCCCAGCCCUGCAGACCUCCUCCCCCUAUAAGCAGGCCGGCCCCAGCCCCAAAACCUGGGUCAGGCGGAACUCCCAAGAACAGGAGGCCGAGCCCCUGCAGGCCUCGCCGGAAGCUCUGGCUCACUCCCCCAAGCCCAAGGCCGAAGAGCUUCCCGACGGCCUCUGCCCCUCAGCCAGCACUCUGGAGGGACUCAGCCUCUCCGAUGACACCUGCCUAAGCACCUCUGAGCCUAGCACACGUGUACAGGAUUCCAUGGGAGCCUCCCCAGAAGACCUGGAUGACAUUGGGAAGCCAGUGCCCGAGCUGGGCCAGCUGAAUGGGAAGCGUGACACCCUGUGGCUGGCACUGAAGGAAACCGUGUAUGACCCAACACUGCCCAACUCCCACCAGAGCACCUCCUCCUGGAAGGGCCGUGGGGGCCCAGGAGAUGGUAGCCCUGUGGUACUGCCCAACAGCCAGCCAGAUCUGCCCGAUGUUUGGCUCCGUAGGCCCAGCACCCACACCUCAGGCUACAGUAGCUGAGGGAAGCCAGACCUGGGUGCAGAGCCCUGUCAGCGACACUGAGGCAGGGGCAGCACCGGUUGAGCCUGAAGGUAUUUUCCUAAAUCAACAUGGAGAAGUCUCACCUUCCAACUGUGAAUUUAAAACCCUGCCAAAAGUUCCAGCCUUGAUCUGUCUGCUACUUACCCCCUACACCUAGAGGAUUCAGUGGGGAGGGCCUUUGGAAGAAAAACGCCAGAGCUCAUCUGCCCCCAUGGUGCCAACAAGGACCCCUCCUCUGGAGAGAGGGGGAGGCCAGAUGUGCAGCUCCAGGCAUCAGGGAGGCUGACCUGACGCCCACACACCUGGCGAGUUCAGUGACUGUAAGAUACCCUGGGCGCGAAUCCUGCUGGGGUCCCUCACUGACCGGAAGAGCCCUUGGAACCUCCACAACCUCUUAGGUCUUGCCAUCUCAAUGAGUUCAUCAGGAUGCUGCUUCUCACUCUUCAGUGAGGAUCUCUGGGCCAAAUUUGGGCUAGAGCCUCUGUCCUGAACGGCCCUGUUCCGCUCACACUCCCUGAUCUGACCAGAAGUUCUUCAAGGCAGAGAUGGCUGCUGGGAGUGAGGCAGAAGAAAACAGACGGUCAGCCUUAAAGCAUCCCAAAAGUGCAAGAUCUCUCUUUGGAAGCAGGCUCCAGUGCUCUCCCCUGUUAAUAAACAGUACUCAUCCUUUCCAUCCAUGCACCUGUUGGUCUUCUCAGACUCACUACUUCAUGCAGGGUGGCCUGCAGUUGGUCAGGUUCUUUUACUCCCAAUUUGCAGGUAAAGACAUUGAGACUAAGGCUGAUUGAUUUAUCCAAAGUCAUGUUGCCAUCAAAGGCAGAGCAGUUUCCUGUUCAUUCUACCACCAACAUUCCAAGUUCUCCUGGCUACCUGCUUCGGGAACACUGAUCCCUGGCUGUCUUGAUCCCUCGCUUCUCAAACCGCCCUCCAGCCUGCCUAUUCAGAUGUCUCUUUGUGAAUCCUGCCUCCCCUUUGAGCCUUUGUCUCCAGAGAGAGCUGUAUUCUGUGCCAACCCCAGAGUUCCUUCCUCUCUCCCCUGUGUUUUCCUCUGGAAUCCUUGGAGAUGCCUACCCACCAUGGGGCAGUGGGCUGAUCUGACUCUCCAGCUCCAGAGGCUGUGCCUCUUCCAUGGCAGUGAGGUGUGGAGAGGUCCUGAGGGUGAAGAGGCUGAGCAGAAUACAAUUAAGGCAGCAGCUCAGACCUGCCCUUUUGGGGAGUGAAUCUGAAGCUGCUCCCCAGAUCAGGUCCCAGUUUCUUAAGGAUGGUUCUCUCUCGGGGGACACUCAGCAGACCGAAACCUGGCUUUCCUUCCCCAACACAGUCUGUCUUGAGGUUUUACCUGUGCAGCAGCUGAUGACACUAGAGAGCAUCAAAUAGUAGCAUAUGGUAUUACAAGGAAACUGAGUGUGGAAGGAGAAUCAAACAACCAGCCUCAUGAGUCCACCUUCUGGCUGUGGAAACAGGUUACAUGCGCAGGCAGGCAUUGGAUGGGUUACUGCACUAUUUCUGGAGCCCAGUACCCAGGAAGAGGAGACAAAAGGCUUCCUGAAGCUGGCAAGACUUGAGCUAGGCUAAGGAAGGCCAAGCAUGUCAAACUAGAAGGGACUGUCCUGGUCAUCAUCAGCUCCAGAGCUUUGUACAGCCUAAGGACCCUUCUUUCACAGACCCUCCUAUUAAAACAUGUAGCAGCUACUCUGAUGGGUGCAGGGUGGGAGACAGAGCCAGCCAGCCUUGCUUUCCACUAUAGCUCUUCAGGGGCUCCGCAGAACUCCUCAGGCUGUGGUAGCCCACAGGUGGCAUGAAAAAUCACUGAUCCAGGCCAUUUUACAGAUUAUCUGAGAAGGGAAUGGAUUUUUUUCCAGGGCCAGACAGUCUGUGGCAAAGCUGGAGGUAAAUCAGAGGCUGUAUUUGUUCUAUUCUGUCAUGUUGCUGUGUUCUUGAGACCUACCUCCCACCCCAGCUAGUCUAUGAAAAGUGGAGCAGGACCCAAUUGAGACAUAAGAAUUACAGAAGAGAGAGCAGUCAGUGCAGCUGUCCCUCAGUAUCCAAGGAGAAUUGGUCCCACCAAAAUCCAAGGAUGCAUAAGUCCUUUGUGUACAAUGGUGUAUUUGCAUAUAUCCUACGCAUAUCUUCUCAUAUUUAAACUGUCUCUAGAUUACUUAUAACAUGUAAUAUGAUAUAUAUGCUGUGUAAAUUGUUGUUAUACUGUACUGUGUUGUUUAGGGAAUUAUGACAAGAAAAAGUCUGUGUGUUCAGUUCUGAU